Messenger RNA from Anisakis simplex (herring worm), 642 nucleotides. The record is from the annotation of a GenBank genome assembly. Lineage: Eukaryota; Metazoa; Nematoda; Chromadorea; Rhabditida; Anisakidae.
AUGGUCGCUGAAACGACGGUGAGAGUAAAUAUUGACAUCGGAGAAUUACCUGGGAUUCAUUUUAACAAUGAUUUAAUUGUAACGUUCGUACAAAGAAGUGGGGCACUGGAUGGUAAAAUAAAAAUUGGCGACAAAAUUUUGAAUGUUAAUGAACAUCCGGUGGAGGAUCGUAAUACUUUAGAACGCAUCUUACUGAAGCAUCACAUACAUAGAAUCACAGUGAUAAGAGAUGCAGCCCGUGAAGAGCAAAUAAUACAAGAGCAACAAGUACCAAAUGACAAGAAUAUCGCAAGACGUGAUGGCUUCAUUUAUCUUCUUCUUACGAUGGAACAACGCAAAACUGCCGUUCGUUUGGGUUUAACAGUGAAGAACGGUGAGCCAGGCAGUGUUUACGUGUCGAAAAUAUUGAAUGGUUCGUUGGCUGCCGAGAAACUACAAGUUGGUGAUCGAAUUCUUGAACUUGAUGGCAAUGUUAUAUCAGAAAAGGAGGCUGCCAAGAAAGCUUUUCUUAAGGCACUUACAUCACCCUCCGGAUCUAUUUCAAUUAUCGUCGAACGAGCCGAUUCAGCUGUAGCGCGUGGUAUAGUGGCUGAUGCUUUGGUACCCGAUUCACCGCACUCAAAUAGGGAAAAAGCCAAUUAA